CGAAACCCUCUUUUCCACAAUGGCGUCGACGAAGAGAUGUCAGGUAGGUAGGUGUCUGUCUGCUUCUGGUUGCAAAAGACACGGGUUCAAAACCCGCUGCUCACCUAAUUUUCUUCCGGAGUACGGAAAAAGAAAAACGGUGGGUGGGCCAAGAAACGAUGCACUGUCUGUCGAACUCGAAACUUAUGACAAUGCGUGGCGGAAGUGGUGCACUCGCACACACGCACAGAAGAGUAUUGUUGGAAAAAAAGGGGGUUCUACUCGCCGCCAGCCGGUCGGGUUCCGGUUACCCCAAGAAGACUUCUUCUCUUGCCUAGCAAACAAGAAGAAGCCUCGAA
Messenger RNA from Ectocarpus sp. CCAP 1310/34, 338 nucleotides. Lineage: Eukaryota; Phaeophyceae; Ectocarpales; Ectocarpaceae. The record is from the annotation of a GenBank genome assembly.